UCUUGGCCUAUACACACAUGUAUACAUACACACAGAUAUGCGAUACAUUCAUGUCAAUCUUUUCGUACAGGGACUGCUGAAUGCAUAGUUUUUCGUAUCAAACCAGGAAAUAUCAUAUCACAACUCUAAUUAUACCCAACUACUUCCUAAAAGAGCACGACCCUUUUUCCAUUUUCUUGAUUUUCACCUUCUUGUUUCAUCUUUUUUGGCACCCACCGCUGGGAUUUCAGUGCUCUGUUUUUACUCUGUUUUCAAGAUCGAGUCUUUACCCUGCAUGAAAAUGAGGAUUGAGCCGAACGGGAGCGGCGGGAGGGGGGAAAUGAGCAGUGAAUCGAGGAAGGGGAAGCGGCGGCAGAAGAGGAUUCCUGCUGUUCAGAAGCUUUAUGAGACUUGCAAGGAGGUUUUUGUUGACUGUGGGCCUGGCAUUGUUCCCUCGCCUGAGAAUGUGGAGAAGCUUGCUGCUGUUUUGGAUGGAAUGACUCAAGAAGAUGUAGGCUUGCGGCCAAAUAUGCCGUGUUUCAGCAAGGAACGCGCGCCUAUCAUAACUUAUAUGCGCCUCCAUGAAUGCAACAAAUUCUCAAUUGGUAUCUUCUGCUUGCCCCCGAAGACUGUCAUUCCGCUUCACAACCAUCCUGGAAUGACAGUUUUCAGCAAGCUCCUGUUUGGCACAAUGCAUAUCCGGUCCCUUGACUGGGCGGACAAGGCGGAUGAUUGCAAAACGAUGAGUGCUGUGGAUCCCAAAAACAACAACGGUCUAUGUCUGGCUAAGGUGAAGGUGAAUUCGGAGUUGACCCCACCUUGCAAUACCUCCAUUCUCUACCCAGCCGAUGGGGGCAACAUGCACCGGUUCACUGCCAAGACAGCGUGCGCUGUUCUCGACGUGCUUGGCCCUCCAUACUGCGACCCCGAAGGCCGUCACUGUCAGUACUACCAAGAGCUGCCAUUUCCCCAAAUUUCAGUCGGCGGCGACGUGUCGGUGGAGGUGGAGGAGGAGAGGUUUGCAUGGUUGAAGGAGAUGGAAAAACCAGAUGAUCAUGUGAUUGUAGGAGUGGCCUAUAAUGGUCCUAAGAUAGUGAGGAAGUGAUGAUGG
Molecule: messenger RNA, 1090 nt
Organism: Salvia splendens (bonfire salvia)
Lineage: Eukaryota; Viridiplantae; Streptophyta; Magnoliopsida; Lamiales; Lamiaceae
Product: plant cysteine oxidase 2
Exons: 5
Coding region: 275-1084 (269 amino acids)
Molecular function (GO): oxidoreductase activity, acting on single donors with incorporation of molecular oxygen, incorporation of two atoms of oxygen
Source: RefSeq, a predicted model, not a curated record